AUGCCUGCUGUUGAUGUUGCUUCCGUCCCUGCCGUCUCCGGUAAGGAGACCGCUCAGACCGUCGCCGUUCUCGAGGACCUCCUCAAGAACCUGAGCAUCUCUACUACCCAGGACCAGGUGAACGAGGCCUCCAGCAACUUGGCCACCCUCCUCAGUGGCCCCAUCCCCGAGCAGACUCUGCCCCUCAAGGCCGUCGAGUCGCUCCAGAAGUCCCUGGGCAACAAGAAGGAUGCCAACGCCCGUGAGCGUGCUCUGGACGCUAUCCGCGCCAUCGCCUCCCACUCCACCAUCGACCCGGCCGUCGAGCCUCACCUGGUCACUCUCCUGCCCUCCGUCCUGGCCGCCGCCGGUGACAAGGUCCCCGCCGUCAAGGAUGCCGCCAUCUCCGCCGCCAGUGCCAUCGUCAAGGGUAUCAACGGCAACGCCGUCAAGGCCGUCCUCCCCCCUAUCCUGGAGUCCAUCAGCUCCGCCCAGAAGUGGACCGAGAAGCAGUGUGCUCUCGACUGCAUCAACUCUCUCGUCGAGUCCGCCCCCGCUCAGCUGUCCUUCCGUGUCCCCGAGCUGAUCCCCGUCGUCUCCGAGGCCAUGUGGGACACCAAGGCCGAGAUCAAGAAGUACGCCUACUCCACCAUGGAGAAGGUCUGCGGCCUGAUCGUCAACAAGGAUAUUGAGCGCUUCAUUCCCGAGCUCAUCAAGUGUAUCGCCAAGCCCCAGAACGUCCCCGAGACCGUUCACUUGCUCGGUGCCACCACUUUCGUGUCCGAUGUCACUGGCCCCACCCUGGCCAUCAUGGUCCCCCUGCUGGAUCGUGGUCUUACCGAGCGUGAGACCGCCAUCAAGCGUAAGACCGCCGUCAUCGUCGACAACAUGUGUAAGCUCGUGGAGGACCCUCAGCUCGUCGCUCCCUUCCUGCCCAAGUUGAUGCCCGGCCUCAACAAGAACUUCGACACCCUCGCCGACCCCGAGGCCCGUGGCAAGACCCGCCAGGCCCUCGACACCCUCAGCCGUGUCGGUGACGUCAAGGACGGUAAGAUCCCCGAGAUCUCCACCGCCGGUGACAUCUCCACCGUCUCCGCCAUCCUCAAGGAGAUCCUGGCCCCCAAGUUCAAGGCCCAGGCCGACAAGGCCGAGGCCGUCAUCAACUACGUCGGUGCCAUCGCCGGUCAGCUCGUCGACGAGAAGGACAGCGAGAUCACCAGCUGGACCCAGAACGCCCAGCCCUACAUCAGCGCCAUCGUCGGUGAGGGUGAGGCCAAGGCCAUCGCCGAGACCCUCCGCAAGCGUGCCUCCCCCGAGGCCGCCGCCGCGGACGCGGUCCCCUCCGACGAGGAGGAGGGUGAGGACCUGUGCAACUGCACCUUCUCCCUGGCCUACGGUGCCAAGAUCCUGCUGAACCAGACCCACCUGCGUCUGAAGCGUGGCCAGCGCUACGGUCUGCUCGGCCCCAACGGUACCGGUAAGACCACCCUCAUGCGCGCCAUCAACAACGAGCAGCUCGAGGGCUUCCCCAAGAAGGACGAGGUCAAGACCGUCUACGUCGAGCACGACCUCGACGCCGCCGACACGGAGCAGACCGUCCUCGGCUGGACCCUGAAGAAGCUGCGUGAGGUCGGCAUCGACCCCAACGAGAAGGAGGUGUCCGACAAGCUCGAGGAGUUCGGUUUCCUCCGCGAGCAGCUCGAGGGCCCCAUCACCGCCCUCUCCGGUGGCUGGAAGAUGAAGCUCGCCCUGGCCCGUGCCGUGUUCGAGAAGCCCGAUAUCCUGCUGCUGGACGAGCCCACCAACCACUUGGACGUCAAGAACGUCGCCUGGCUGGAGAACUACCUGUGCACCUCCCCCUGCACCUCCAUCAUCGUCUCCCACGACAGCAAGUUCCUCGACAACGUCAUCCAGCACGUCGUCCACUACGAGCGCUUCAAGCUGAAGCGUUACCGUGGCUGCCUGAGCGAGUUCGUCAAGAAGGUCCCCGCCGCCCGCUCCUACUACGAGCUCGGCGCCAGCGACAUGGAGUUCAAGUUCCCCGAGCCCGGUUUCCUCGAGGGUGUCAAGACCAAGGCCAAGGCCAUCGUCCGUUGCAGCAACGUCACCUUCCAGUACCCCAACACCCCCCGUCCCCAGAUCAUGGACAUCAGCUUCCAGGUCUCCCUGGGCUCCCGUAUUGCCGUCAUCGGUCCCAACGGUGCCGGCAAGUCCACCCUGAUCAACGUCCUGACGGGUGAGCUGGUCCCCACCGCCGGUGAGGUCUACCAGCACGAGAACAUCCGUAUCGCGUACAUCAAGCAGCACGCGUUCGCCCAUAUCGAUAACCACCUCGACAGCACUCCCUCCGAGUACAUCCAGUGGCGUUUCCAGACCGGUGAGGACCGUGAGACCAUGGACCGCGCCAACAAGAUCGUCACCGAGGAGGACGAGAAGGCGAUGGACAAGAUCUACUACAUCAACGACACCCCCCGCCGCGUCAUCGGCAUCCACGGCCGUCGCAAGUUCAAGAACACCUACGAGUACGAGUGUUCGUUCCUGCUGGGUGACAACCUCGGCAUGAAGAGCGAGAAGUGGACCCCCAUGAUGACCGCCGACAACGCCUGGAUCCCCCGUCCCGACAUCAUCCAGUCCCACGGCAAGAUGGUCGCCGACGUCGAUCAGAAGGAGGCCCUGGCCAGCGGUCAGUUCCGUCCCCUGGUCAAGAAGGAGAUCGAGCAGCACUGCGAGCAGUUCGGCCUGGACGCCGAGCUGGUUUCUCACUCGCGUAUGCGCGGUCUGUCCGGUGGUCAGCGUGUCAAGGUCGUCCUGGCCGCCUGCUCGUGGCAGCGUCCCCACGUCAUCGUCCUGGACGAGCCUACCAACUACCUGGACCGUGACUCUCUGGGUGCCCUCUCCAAGGCCCUCAAGUCCUUCGAGGGUGGUGUUGUCAUCAUCACGCACUCGCGUGAGUUCACCGAGAACCUCACCGAGGAAGUGUGGGCUGUCAUGGACGGCCAGAUGACUCCUUCCGGCCACAACUGGGUGACCGGUCAGGGCUCCGGUCCCCGUCUCACCGAGAAGCAGGGCGACGAGGAGAUUGUCGAUGCUAUGGGCAACAAGACUGUCGUCGAGAAGAAGAAGAAGCUCACGAGCUCCGAGCUCCGCAAGAAGAAGAAGGACCGCAUGGCCCGCCGCAAGCGCGGAGAGGAGGUCUUCAGCGACGAGGAAUAA
Molecule: messenger RNA, 3192 nt
Organism: Aspergillus campestris IBT 28561
Lineage: Eukaryota; Fungi; Ascomycota; Eurotiomycetes; Eurotiales; Aspergillaceae
Product: putative translation elongation factor eEF-3
Exons: 2
Coding region: 1-3192 (1063 amino acids)
Molecular function (GO): ATP hydrolysis activity; ATP binding; translation elongation factor activity
Source: RefSeq, a predicted model, not a curated record